Messenger RNA from Colletotrichum abscissum, 417 nucleotides. RefSeq lists its product as uncharacterized. The record is from RefSeq and is a predicted model, not a curated record. Bases 1 to 417 code for a protein of 138 amino acids. Lineage: Eukaryota; Fungi; Ascomycota; Sordariomycetes; Glomerellales; Glomerellaceae. The transcript has 2 exons.
AUGGUGAAUGGACGGCUACAGCUGCGUGAUGUGAGGCGAGUUCGGCCCCGCCGUUGGCCCCAAUUGGGUUCCGGCGAGGUCCCGAUCAUCGAUUGCCUCUCAUCUCUCAUGUCGCUCGCUCGAUUUUCUCGCCCGUUUCUCCCUCACCGAGUUCCCUGCCCACUGCUAUUCGUUCUGGCCUGGUCUGCUGCAGCUGUGCGAAACAUCAAGGCAGGUAAGGUAGCCAACCGCUUGACCAUCCAUGGUGAAGAUUCACUCAAUGAGAGUCUCCGGCGCUUCUCCCGGCUCAAGUCGUCUGCAUGCUGCCACCCCAUGUCUCCUGCUCCCCAACAAGCAGAUUCCCCAAAACCUGGGCCCCCGUGGAAGUCCGCAUAUGCCCCAGGGGAAAAUUCCCCCCAAGUUUGGGACAUGGGAUAA